ACUCAUAAACAAUUUACGAAAGGAAUGCGCAUUAUGUUUUGCUACUCGUGUAUUUUUUUCGUACCAAAAUUAAUGUGUUUAAUGAAAUAAUGCCCGGGGAUUUUGAAUCGAGUAGCAUGUGGUCUAGUUACAAUUACUGUGACAAUUAUUCGUGUGCAUAUAGUUACAGAUCUUAAAGCACAAUAGUUUGUUUCAUAUAGCAGGGUGUUUGUCCUUGAGUACUUGCAUCAUCAUUUGUAGACUUGUACACAAAAUGUUACAUGUUAUAAUGCUUGCACUGGCAAUACUAAAUAAUCAUGCCAGUGCAGAAACAGGUGAUAAUAUUUCCAGAGAUCAAAUUACAGAAAAUCAAGACAGCUGUGGCUGUGGUGCUAUUAAAAGAAGGGCAGGAGAUCAAUUAGAGGAUUCAACAAUUCUUCAAGAAGACACUUCAUUAAACAUUAAUAGUGAAAAGUACUCUUCUGCUGCAAAUGCACAAAGCAUUUAUCCAAGAACAAAUCAAAUGGUGUUUAUAAAAGGUGGUAAGUUCAUGAUGGGCACAGAUGAACCAGUAUUUGUAGCAGAUGGAGAAGGACCGUCCAGAGAAGUGACAAUAUCUGACUUCUACCUGGACAUUCAUGAAGUUAGUAAUGCAGAAUUUGAAUUAUUUGUAAAUGCAACUGGAUACAGAACAGAAGCAGAAUCAUUUGGUGAUUCUUUUGUCUUUGAAUCAUUACUCAGCGAAGAGACAAAGGCUGGAAUAACACAGGCUGUUGCUGGGGCACCGUGGUGGCUGCCUGUUAAAGGCUGUAAUUGGAAACACCCUGAAGGACAGGAUUCCAACAUAAAAGGUCGUAAGGAUCACCCUGUAGUCCAUGUCUCUUGGAAUGAUGCAGUUGCAUAUUGUUCUUGGGCAGGAAAACGAUUACCUACUGAGGCAGAAUGGGAAUAUGCUUGCCGAGGUGGCCUCAAAGGACGCCUGUUCCCUUGGGGAAACAAAUUAAAUCCAAAGGAUAAACACUGGGUAAAUAUCUGGCAAGGGGAGUUCCCUGAUACUAACACAGGAGAAGAUGGUUAUGUAAGCACUUGUCCUGUGACAGAAUUUCCUACCAAUGCAUUUCAUCUUCACAACAUCGUUGGCAAUGUCUGGGAAUGGACGGCAGACUGGUGGAACAUAAAACAUAGUAGCGUGCCAACUACAAAUCCUAUGGGACCAGAAAGUGGAAAAGACCGCGUAAAGAAGGGCGGCUCCUACUUGUGCCACAAGAGUUACUGCUACCGAUACCGUUGUGCCGCUCGCAGUCAGAACACACCAGACAGUUCUGCUGGAAAUCUUGGCUUCCGCUGUGCUGGUACAAAUAUUCCCGAGUACUUGAAGGAACAUCCAUAAACUGACGUUACUUAUGUGAUACAAUGAGUCUAGUACUAAGUAGGCAAUAUUUUUAACACAUCUCAGUUUGAUUUCUUAAGUACAUUGCAGAUAAUAAAUUUUCAAUAAAAGAGCAAAAUCUAAGCUCAGAUGUCAAUAUGGUACACAAAGAACAUGUUUUCUGUUAGAGACGUAAUUUAGAAGUUGCUCAAUAUGGGCGAGAUGAGUUUAGUCGUAGAAGAAAUACAACUGUAUCAUGACGUUUCUUACGGUAACACCAUAAUAUUUAAUGAUCCCUUCAAUCAGUGCUCAGCACGUUUGCCGGUAGCUCCAUCUUGCCACAGAAUCACUUGACAAUUGUUCCCAUUGCUAGUCUACAGAUCUGCAACUCUGUGCUCUUAUGUUUAAGCGGCCCAUCCACGUACGAGUCCGGCUCGGCUCCCAUUGAGCCAAACUCAUCUGUGGGUGGGGUGUCACGAGCCGAGUCUGCUAUGCGUGUGUGGUGAAAUAUAUCCGAGCCCGGCUCACGAGUCAAGCUUCCCGAGCCAGACUCGCAAGUCAGACUCUUACGUGGAUGGGCCUCUUUAGAGUUCAAUUGAACUUUUGUGGUAAAAUCUUCUGCCUGACCGGUAUUUUCUAUUUAACACAAGGCACAGCGAGGCAUCAUUAAAUUAUGGCGCUACCUUUGUAAUUAAUUUGAUAUUGUGCUUUGUGGUAACGGAGGUGAACAGGGAUGCUAAUUAAUAUUAUAUGAAACUUUUAUAUGGUAGUCGUGUUUUAACUAAUCUUAUUUUGUAAACAUUUUAAAGGUCCUCUGACAAAUGACUAUAGUACUUUUGAAUAAUGAGCUUCAAAAUAAUGUGUAUUUUCUGCCAGAAAGAUGGGGGUAGAGACAAAGGGGCAUAUUUAAAAAAAAAAUUGUAACCUGAAAUAUCUUCCAUAAGUUACAGAUAUUGAGCACAAAUUUUAUUUUAAUUUUAAAUCUUAUCUGAAAUGAUCUCCAAUUGACAGUACGAAACAUGGUAGUUCAUGUCGCACAAAAUGGUACUGUCAGUAAUCUCAUAGCAACACUUCCCAAAAUACUCAUAAACCAGCUGAGUACAGUUAUAGAACAGACUCAGAUGGUUGGCAAUGAUUCUUUUUAAUAUUAUCUGGGUAAUGAAAACAUGUAGGCUUGUAUGUAGAUACCAACAUUUCAGAGAAACACUGGUAUUUACCUAUAAGUCCACAUGGCGUUACUAUUAAGAUAACAUCUUCGUCACCAUGAGAACCUCAAAAAUGGUGUUGCUGUACUUAGAAAAUUUUCUGUACUCUUAGAACAAUUAUUAAAGAAUUAUUUUUAUAAUAGAUAAAAUGUUUUACAAAGAAUAAAUUAGUAUUUUGGGUAAUAACUAUUCACUCUGCAAAAAAUAACAACUAUUAAAUAUUAAUUUAAAACAAGAUUCAUUUUAUCCAGAUAUAAAUCAUUUUGUACUUAAUAUGUUUAGGUACUUAAUAAUACAAUACUUGGAAGUUCCUAAUAUGAAUUUAAGACCAAAAGAAAAUGUCUUCCAACUAUAUCGUAUUAAGUGGUGUGGGUCAUGUAUUAUUCUAUGUUGUUAAAUACAUUUUAUAACUGUGAUCA
Molecule: messenger RNA, 2972 nt
Organism: Zootermopsis nevadensis
Lineage: Eukaryota; Metazoa; Arthropoda; Insecta; Blattodea; Termopsidae
Product: formylglycine-generating enzyme
Biological process (GO): protein oxidation
Cellular component (GO): endoplasmic reticulum
Molecular function (GO): formylglycine-generating oxidase activity
Source: RefSeq, a predicted model, not a curated record